Papilio polytes (common Mormon) is the source of this 1920-nucleotide messenger RNA. RefSeq names its product double-stranded RNA-specific editase Adar (gene Adar). Gene Ontology annotation, cellular component: cytoplasm; nucleolus. Gene Ontology annotation, biological process: adenosine to inosine editing; RNA processing. Lineage: Eukaryota; Metazoa; Arthropoda; Insecta; Lepidoptera; Papilionidae. The record is from RefSeq and is a predicted model, not a curated record. Bases 30 to 1667 code for a protein of 545 amino acids. Gene Ontology annotation, molecular function: double-stranded RNA adenosine deaminase activity; double-stranded RNA binding; tRNA-specific adenosine deaminase activity. The transcript is spliced from 14 exons.
CGGCCGCUCGCGCAUGUUUAGCAGCCUUAAUGCAACGAGCUGGUCGGUUAAUGCCAGCUCCAUCCAAAUACCAGGACUUCACCAGCGAUGAACCAUCAGCUAAAGGAACAGACAACCCUGGUUCACCAUUAUGUUCACCAUCAACGUCUCUCUUCGGUUCAAAAAUAACAUCGGCCAAUAAAAGUCCUAUAAAUCUGUUAUAUGAGAAUUAUCCUGGAUUGAGUUUUAUUUGCACUUACGGUGAUGGAUCUUCAUUGGACUCUGAGUAUGCGCCUCAACAUCUAAGUCAUAGUAUGCGUUUUAAAGUUAUUUGCAAGAUAAAAGAAUAUAGAUUUGAAGGAUAUGGUUCAAGUAAGAAGUUAGCUAAAGUAGCGGCAGCUCGUGUUGCUCUGGCCGAGCUGGGGGAGUCGCGGGGUCACCAGCAGCACCCUAUGCCCACUGCGCCCCUCAACCAACUGCUUGCGGAUCACGUCGCUAGGUUGGUAAACGAUAAGUUUCAAGAGAUGGUUCGCAACAACCUCGUGCAUCCUAAACGGAAGGUUCUCGCUGGCAUCGUGAUUACCAUAGACAACGGUGUAGAAGGCGCUAAAGUAAUAGCAGUAACCACUGGUACUAAAUGUGUUUCCGGAGAGCAUAUGUCAGUAAAAGGAUUGGCAUUGAAUGAUUGUCAUGCUGAGGUAGCAGCAAGGCGUUGUUUGCAAAGAUAUUUAUAUUCUCAACUACUUUUAUACGCUUCAGCGAAGGAUCCAAAGCAAUGUAUAGAAGAUUCUGAUAUUGAACCAAUAUCAACUGGUGGAUAUCAGUUAAAACCUAAUAGGAGUGUACAUUUGUACGUGAGCACUGCCCCUUGCGGCGACGGGAGGAUAUUCAGCCCGCAUGAGAACAACGAGUCUGAGCUGGAUAGACAUCCUAAUAGGCUAGCUCGAGGUCAAUUAAGGACUAAAAUAGAAUCAGGUGAAGGGACCAUACCUGUUAAAAACAGCAGUAAUGUGGUACAGACAUGGGAUGGAGUUUUACAGGGCGAACGUCUCCUAACAAUGUCGUGUUCGGACAAAGCGGCGCGUUGGUGCGUUGUGGGCCUUCAAGGGUCAUUGCUGGCCUGUCUACUCAGACCCGUGUACCUUAGCUCUCUGGUCCUAGGCUCUUUGUUACAUCCACAGCAUUUAUACAGGGCAAUAUGCGGUCGUAUAGAAAACUAUAUAUCAUCUUUGCCUCCGCCAUAUCGACUGCAAAGGUUAAAAUUAGCUCGAGCUGCAAGUACUGAAGCCCGUACAGCGACUAAAGCGCCUUCAAUCAGCGUCUGUUGGUGCUGCACUUCUCAGAUGCCAGAAGUGAUCAAUGCCAGCACUGGAAAGCUGGAUUCAGGCCAACCGUCGCUAUUGUGCAAGCAAAGUAUGUUCGCUCGCUGGCAAUACCUCAUCACCAAGCUGCCCUUAUUGCCGCAGGAGUCAGACGAAGGUCCCAAAGAAAUCAAGCCCCCAGCGGACAUCGCCAAUAUGCAAUAUUUUGAGGCCAAACAAAUAUGUACUACAUACCAGGCUGCAAAGGAACGUCUAACAAUAGCUUUUGAGAAAGCAAACUUAGGUCGUUGGGUAAAAAAACCCAUAGAACAGGAUCAUUUUGUAUGCGAUAUCGUGAAACCAGAUCCUAGAGCACUGUUCGCCUAGACGGAUAGUAAUCCAUACGUUUGUAACAUCGUGCAAGCGUACAAUCUAUUGAGAGGCUUUGGACGUGGUUGCAUUCAAAAUAUUAAAACAAUCUUAUUUAAAUCGAUAAUAAAGUUAAUUACAAUUAGGAUAGAAGAUGGUUUAGUUGAUAAAUCUAAGUUAAAACUUAGAGCAACUGAAUGUAAAUUAAAAUGUAGAUUAAAGUUUUGGUCGUGUUCUAAAUUAAAAUUUUGGUCGUUACAUAAAUUAAAAU